Molecule: messenger RNA, 408 nt
Organism: Cylindrotheca closterium
Lineage: Eukaryota; Bacillariophyta; Bacillariophyceae; Bacillariales; Bacillariaceae
Source: the annotation of a GenBank genome assembly
AUGAAGGAUAACAUCGUCAACCCGCCGGAGAAGGAUCCGAAUUUGAUCAUGACUGUAGCUGACCAAGGUCAGGGAGGUCUAGAGGAAAAAACCCGAUCAAAUUCGACCACUCAAUCGUCGAUUGCUCUAACAAAGGAUAACCCUGCCAUCACGACGCCCAAGCGCAGCAGGAAGCGAAACCCUUCAGAAACCGCCGAGGAUGGCGCAAUGAAAGGCCGCUCGCUCUUCCCAUCUGGAGUUCCCCAAGGUCAGGACGUCACGGUCAACACUCGCCCAAAUCCGACCACUCCUUUGUCGAUUGAGUUACCCACAAAAUUCCUCUGUAUCCCAGGAAAAAUCCUUGCAUCUUGUUUGUACUUCCCCACCAACAGUGGGAGCGCCGAUUUGUCCCCUGACAUGAUCGACUAG